AUGGGGAGAUCACGAUCAAAAAGUGCCAACAAGGACGUCUCGGCGCGCGAGGAGCCGGAGUUCACCGUCUUCAAGAAUUUGCCUUUGGAGCUGCGAAUUCUGAUCUGGAAGGAGAGUAUCCCCGAGCCCAAUAUCGUUCGCAUUAAUUAUAAAUACCACUUGAGGAUUCCUGAUGCCAAACCCGACGAUUUCACGGUGUGCUACGAAAUUCCAGCAAUCCUCCACACAAAUCAAGAAGCUCGUCGAGCUGCAGAGUCCGUUUACGACAAAGCAUUCCCGAAAAAUCUUGGCAGAUACGUUUAUUUUGACUGGUCGCGCGACGUCCUCGUUUUCAGAACCGAAAUCGCGGCUUCUCGGUUCUUCGGUUUUGAGAUGGUGCAACCAAUACAUAUGAAUUGGACUACACCACCCGCAUUUAAGCUUUCUGCCCCAGUAGAGAAAAAGCUUACGUUGCUUGGCUUCGAGAGAGACUGUUACCGUUACCAUUCUAAUGCAUUGGUUCCAUACAUGAUGCCACGAGAAUUGGAACAUAUGGGAAGCCCUUCACACAUCGUAUUUCUUCGAGAAUAUGGCUGUCCGUUGCAAAAAGAUUCCAUCACCAUCCGGCGCAUGAAGCGAGAUUGGGAGCACAAUCGAGAUCAACCCGACUCUCCGCACGCCGAGUCCACCUACGAAUACCCAGAUGUCUCAAGUCUCAACUGGGAACAGCUGCGGCAAAAAUUGAACGAACUUCACAAGCCCUCCACGUUGGUCGCAUCAGAACAACCAUCUCAGUCCGAGAAGACGAUGCCAGAAAUAAAGCCUCACUCCGCCGCUCUGGUCGUCUCCAAGUGA
This is a messenger RNA of Drepanopeziza brunnea f. sp. 'multigermtubi' MB_m1, 834 nucleotides long. RefSeq lists its product as uncharacterized. The record is from RefSeq and is a predicted model, not a curated record. Lineage: Eukaryota; Fungi; Ascomycota; Leotiomycetes; Helotiales; Drepanopezizaceae.